CGAGACAGAACUAUAUAGGUACGCACGAUUCUAAAGCAAUAAGCAUCGGGUAAACGCGUGCAGCAGUAAACGGCCGCCGCAGUGCAAGGGUAGGUAGGUAGCAGAGAAGAGCCUCAGGUCGGAGAGUAGCCCGUCGCCGCCGCCGUCCCCCAGGAUGUCCCAGCAUAAGCAGCAGUGCCAGCAGCUCUGAUACGCGCGGAGAGGACUCUCCUUUGGACUGUUUAUCCUCUUUUCGUGUAUUGUAUGAGACGGAGCGUCUCUUCCUAGACGAAGCGACAGUUGGUCUUGUUGCCGAGGACGAGAGAGAGAGAGAGAAAGAGAGAGAGGCGUGUUGCACCAACGCAGCUCGAGGUGAAAGGAAGGAUCCACUCGGAAUAAGGUCAGGAUGGCAACGAUACGCGUGCACGAGGAUCAGGAGAAUCGUCGGCUUCCCGGCAAGGAGAACGUCGGACUGGCGCAGCAACAGAACAAGCGGGCCGUCCUCGGGGUGCUUUCCAACAACUUUGUCAGGAGCGCCAAGCCUGAUGCUUGCAAAGAAAAUGAAAAAUUUGGCAAAGCAAAACAGAACAACUAUGUUGCUCCUUACAUUGAGCCAUUCACCAUCUAUGAAGAGAAGAAAGAGGAGCCAACGUUCCAAAUCUAUGAAGACAAACUGCAGACUGAAUCUUCUAUUGUUUUGAGAGAUGCACACGAAACUAAAAAAAUUGAAGUUAAACAAUCAAUAGAAGUGAAGGUCACAGUGGAAAGGGAGAAGCCUGUCUUGGAAGUCAACCCAACCAUACAAAGCACUGUUCAACCAUAUAGACCUGUUCUUCAAGAAAUUGAAGAGUACAAACACGACAAUGUCCUUUCACCUGAGGAGGGUCCUAUGUCUUUAGACAAAUCGCUUCUUUUAACAGGAUCCAACCAGAAAGAUUCUCGUUCUAGAAGAGAAACUUGUAAAACUAGCAGAUCUAACUUUUAUGACAUUGACGAGUAUCGGGCUGACAUUUAUCACUACUUCAAAAGUGUCGAAGUAAUGCACAGACCAAAACCAGGAUACAUGAAAAAGCAACCAGAUAUUACGUAUUCAAUGCGAACAAUUCUGGUUGAUUGGCUAGUCGAAGUAUCUGAGGAAUAUCGUCUACAAACGGAAACGUUGUACUUGGCUGUAUCUUACAUAGACCGAUUUUUGUCUUACAUGAGUGUAGUUAGAGCCAAGCUGCAGCUUGUUGGUACUGCUGCUAUGUUCAUUGCUGCAAAAUACGAGGAAAUUUACCCACCAGAAGUCGGCGAAUUUGUGUACAUCACGGAUGAUACUUACACAAAGAAACAAGUCCUGAGGAUGGAGCACUUAAUUUUAAGAGUACUAUCAUUCGAUCUUACUGUUCCUACUCCACUAGCUUUCUUGAUGGAGUACUGCAUCAGCAAUAAUCUUUCGGAAAAAAUUCAGUAUUUAGCGAUGUAUUUGUGUGAGUUGUCACUAUUGGAAGCUGAUCCUUACUUGCAAUACUUACCAAGUCAUUUAGCGGCAUCAGCGAUUGCGUUAGCUCGGCAUACCUUACGAGAAGAGGUUUGGCCACACGAACUCGAGCUGUCUUCAGGGUACAGUUUGCAAGAUCUUAAAGAGUGCAUCAACCACCUUCAAAGGACAUUCAAAAAUGCACCAAAUCUACCUCAACAGGCAAUACAAGAGAAGUACAAAUCUAACAAGUAUGGACAUGUUGCAUUACUCUUACCAAGGAGCAGUGAGCCAUUUGAGUGCGAAGACUCAGAGAGCGCCUAGGAUAAAUAUAUGUAGUCCGAAUUUGAAUUGAAUAAACACCACUCGUCCGUAAUGAAACCGAACGUAACGAACCUCCAGUCAAGGAAGCCUUUGUUGGUCGAAGAUAUACUAGGAGGGGAUCUAGGCAAGACUGAAGGACUGUUUCUUUUUUAACAAAAGAAAAGUGCAUAAUGUUUUAGCACAUUGUUAGUCAUCCAGGUCGAUCGUUUAUGCGCGACUUCUUUCAUAAUGCAACAUCGAUCUGUAUUUUGGGGAUGAUCUCCAUUUAUCGCAAAUGCGUGUGUAGGUGUCGAUGCAAAUUUGAAUAGUCGUUUGUGGAGCUCCAUCAUUACAUUAACGAAUGAAGCUCAUGAGAGAAACAUUAUUUUAAAUUUGUUGAAACUUUCAUAGUUAUAAAUUUUUUUAAAAAAACUUUUUAGUCGAUGCUCAUAUACCAUAUACUCAGUCACUCAAAAAUUUUUGUCGUUGGUGAUUUUAAUCUUUAGACUUGACGAUUAUAACUGUGAACAAAAUGUAUUUUUUGUAUUUCUAUUUGACAGUAUAGGAAACUUUUAGAAUAUAUUUAGGAAACUUUUGUGAUAAGGAUGUUCUGUGGAACUUCGAAAAAUUUACUGAAAUUGCUUUUGCGCCAUGUUAAUAAAUGUUGAGUAACGAAAUUUGUAACUAUCUACACAACUGGCAUGAUUUUAUUAAAUUUUGCGAAACGUUUUUAAAUUCUUUUAUAUACAAUGAAAUUUCCUCGUGACAUAAAUAUUCAAGAAGUUUUCAGUAUGCUAAAUGUGACUGAAAUAAAUCUUAAAUUAGUUUUAAGUCUUAAAAAUUGUUAAUCAAUUUGAUGCGUAUCAUCUGCAUAAUUUGAUAAAAAUUAUAUAAUAAG
Messenger RNA from Nasonia vitripennis (jewel wasp), 2642 nucleotides. It is a transcript of the gene CycA, whose product is annotated as cyclin-A1. NCBI's taxonomy places the organism in Eukaryota, Metazoa, Arthropoda, Insecta, Hymenoptera, Pteromalidae. Bases 386 to 1765 code for a protein of 459 amino acids. Gene Ontology annotation, cellular component: nucleus; cyclin A2-CDK2 complex; cytoplasm. The record is from RefSeq and is a predicted model, not a curated record. The transcript has 6 exons. Gene Ontology annotation, molecular function: cyclin-dependent protein serine/threonine kinase regulator activity. Gene Ontology annotation, biological process: regulation of cyclin-dependent protein serine/threonine kinase activity; mitotic cell cycle phase transition.